UCAAGACUUGUACUCAGAGCAAAGCAUUAUAUUAUAUUCUUGUCCUCUUCUUAAAUAUGGCCAUGAUUGUAACACUGUCAAAUACAAAUUUCCCAUUCUAAUCUGCACCUCAUUUCUUCAAAACUACUGCCAAUAUGCCCCUUUUUACUGCUCUUUAGCUUAUUUCAGUCUUAUCUUUCCUAUUCCUUAAUUAUUGUCACAUUUCUUGAGCUCACACUUCACAAGUGCUAUCUGCUGGGUUGGAAGCUAAAAAGAGAUCAGAAGAAUUGGGAGCUAGGAUGGAAUUUGUAUCUGCCCUACUGAAGCCAGUUCUUGAAAGAAUAGUAAACCCAGUUUUGGAAGAGAUUGGAUACAUGUUUGAGUACAAAAGCAACAUUGAGAAUUUCAGAAACAAAGUGCAGAAGAUAAAGGUUAUGAGAGAUGGGGUGAAAGAAAGAAUUGAGGAAGAGGAGAAAAACCUGCAGAUUGUGGCACCCAGAGUGAAGGCAUGGCUACAUGAAACAGACAAAAUCACUGCCAAGGAACAGACAAUUUUGGCCAAGAAGUCCGAUGUUGAAAAAGGUUGUUUCAAAGGUUUUUGCCCAAAUCUUAAGCUGCGUUAUUCUUUGAGUAAGAAAGCCAAGAAGGGUUCACAAGAUGCUGUUGAACUCCUCGGGGAAGGUUACCAGUACUCCAAUUUUUCCCGUUUAGGUCCUUUCCUGUCCCAACGCUCAUUCGUCAUUUAACUUGUGAUUCAAUCAAUCAAUUUACAUACAAAAUUAAGUCGUGUUAUGUAUUGUAAAGUGUACAUUAUGAGUGAUUUUCGGGUGAUUUAAUAUUUAAUAGUUGUUUGGAAUUAAAGAUGAGGUACAUCCGUACAUGCA
This is a messenger RNA of Ipomoea triloba (trilobed morning glory), 863 nucleotides long. RefSeq lists its product as uncharacterized. Bases 279 to 725 code for a protein of 148 amino acids. Lineage: Eukaryota; Viridiplantae; Streptophyta; Magnoliopsida; Solanales; Convolvulaceae. The record is from RefSeq and is a predicted model, not a curated record. The transcript has 2 exons.